AUGACAGCCCUAUCGCUUUCCCUGUUUCUCCCCGACUCGCACGCUGGAGAGUUCAGGCCCACCGACACGUGCAAUGCGGAGGAGCUCGAGGAGGCCGCACUUAACGCCCGGCACUGCCGCGCUUUUUUGCUCUCCCUCGAGUUUCACCUCCUGCGGCGGUGGCGGCGCUACAGCCAUCAGAUCGGCAGCAGUGCCCCCACGCGGCAGCACGUCCGUGCGGAUUUGGUGCAGCAGUACUUCCCCGGGCUCCCCGUGGAGGCUAAGCGGCACGCUUCUCCUAAUGAGUCAAAUAAGCCAACUUUUGUGGGGAGUGGAGCGUCGGGCCAGCUGCGUGAUUUUAUUUACCGACUUCUCUGUCACUCUCGCUGCAGCAUCGAGUGCUACCCGCUGGCGCUCGCUCUCAGUGAUGUGUUUUUCAUCACCCUCCGGGAAAAAAGGUUGCUGGCGAUGGAGUACGAGGCGGCCGUAAAUCACCUGCCGUGCGUCUUCGCGGUGCUGCUGCUCCUCGUCGCGAAAUGCCGUGAGGACCGUAUUCGCAGCAACCGCUACUUCAGCCAGCUUGUUGAGCUUCCCUUGGGUGAGUGGAAUGCCCUGGAGCGGCUUGUUUUCCGCGUGCUGCAGUACGAUGUGCGCGUGCCGGUCAGCGAGUAUAUAGCCUAUGAAAAGGUCCUUCUCGAGGAUAUGGCUCAGCGGGAGGAUGAAAUCAAUGCGUCGUACCUGUGCCGCCAUCCUUGUCCUAUGGGCUACGGCACUUCGUGGGUUUAUCGCAAAGACGCAGUGAUAGGGGUGGAGGACUCCUCGGACUACACAGAAGGAGCAACGCAAGAGAACAGCAGCUUCAAUUCUUGUGGCGCUACCGCCACCCCCCCAUUUCUGUACGCACCCACUCCUACUGAGGAUUCACCAACGGUGGCAACAGCAACAGCAACGGCAACAGCAGUGUCAGCGGCUGUGCGGGUUUCCGCGGCUGGUGCCGUUUGCUCACGCGACCGCUCUUCCUGCGUAGGCCUUGUGCGGGUGUGCGGAGGAGCCAAGAAGGGGCACGGGAUUUGGUGA
Messenger RNA from Trypanosoma grayi, 1056 nucleotides. RefSeq names its product putative CYC2-like cyclin 6. The coding region runs from base 1 to 1056 and encodes 351 amino acids. Gene Ontology annotation, molecular function: protein kinase binding. NCBI's taxonomy places the organism in Eukaryota, Euglenozoa, Kinetoplastea, Trypanosomatida, Trypanosomatidae. Gene Ontology annotation, biological process: regulation of cyclin-dependent protein serine/threonine kinase activity. The transcript has a single exon. The record is from RefSeq and is a predicted model, not a curated record.